AUGGCUCUGAUUAAGAUCUCUCUUGUUUUGCUAUACCUUGGUAUUUUCCCGUCCGAGGGCUUUCACAUCGCAGCAUGGACGGUGGUGGGAUUUAUCGCCACCUCUGGACUUGUUAUGGAGCUGUUCGCCAUUUUUGCCUGCAGUCCAGUCCAGUACGCCUGGAAUAAAGACACCAAGCCAGGGUAUUGUAUCCCGGAAACGUACCCCAGUGGAAUGGGUGCAAUCGCUCUCGGAAGUGGCUGUUUUGCCGCCAUAGCACGCCUCAUCUCCAUCAUCGAGAACCGUGACAUCAUCGACCCAACAUGGCAAUACGCAAGUAUGGGGGCAUGGUCGGGCAUCGAGCUGGUAGUUGUUUACAUGGGCGCCUGCCUUCCACUGAUGCGUGGCUUCCUCGGUCUCGUCUGGCCAGCCAAGUUCGGACAACCGAAGCGGGAGCGUCACACGGCAGGCCCGCCGGUCGACCACUCGGGGAAUUCGGUCCGUCCAGGUCUCAUGAGUGAGAUGAGCCGGCUGGAGCGCCCUGCUUUACCACCUCAACAUGGGAGGAGUGAGUGGGACCAGCAGUCCUCGGACUCGACGGACAGAGAGGCGCAGACCUCACAUGAUUAUAUCUCCGACAUGCGUUGA
Diaporthe batatas is the source of this 627-nucleotide messenger RNA. RefSeq lists its product as uncharacterized. The transcript has 2 exons. The record is from RefSeq and is a predicted model, not a curated record. Bases 1 to 627 code for a protein of 208 amino acids. Lineage: Eukaryota; Fungi; Ascomycota; Sordariomycetes; Diaporthales; Diaporthaceae.